AUGCCUAAGCUAGAAGAAAGCAUUAAACAGAGAAUACGAAUGAAUCGGGAAUUCAGAGGAGCUCCAGGAAGGGAAAAAGAGCCCAUAGACGCUUGGAUAUGCUCCAGCUGUAGAAGCACUUUUGCAACUUUUGCUUUGCUGGAAUCUCACCAGUGCAUUCAUAAAGACCGAGUCCUUACCACGAGGUUCAGACCGUCAAAUAAAUUGGGACCCAUAAAAACAAAAAGCAAACUCAAAGGGAAACUGAGAGGAGCAGCGUUAGGCAAAGGCAUUGCUCAGUGCUUCGGGACCAUUUCUUGUUCUUCUGCUGCAAAGCUUAGCUGUGCUGGCUCAGGAAGCACUUGUGAUGCUCUUGUGAGGUUUAUACCUAAAUGGAGAAAUGGCCGGUCUUCACUGUUGAAGAGAAGAGAAGUGAAGCAGCCAGACAGUUACCCUUGCCGACUCUGUGGGAAGACGUUUGAUUCCAUUGACAAGCUCACAGUCCACACUUACGUGCACAAAGGGGAGCGCCCCUACAAGUGUUCACAACACGGAUGCACAAAAGCCUUCAUUUCCAAAUAUAAACUGCUCAGGCACUCAGCCACUCAUUCGCCACAGAAGUCUCACCAGUGUGGCUACUGUGAAAAGACCUUUCACAGGAAAGACCAUCUAAAGAAUCACCUUCAGACUCAUGACCCUAACAAGAUGGCCUUCAAGUGUGAAGAGUGUGGCAAGAAGUACAACACCAAGCUAGGCUAUAAGAGACACUUGGCUCUUCAUGCAGCCACCAGCGGGGACCUUACCUGCAGGGUAUGUGCCCAGGAGUUUGGUGGCACUGAAGUUUUGUUGGAACACCUCAAAAGCCACGCAGGGAAACCAACUGGCAAUAUGAAGGAAAAGAAACACAAGUGUGACCACUGUGAGCGUCACUUCUAUACCCGUAAAGAUGUACGGCGUCACAUGGUAGUUCACACAGGCUGCAAAGACUUUCUAUGCCAGUUUUGUGCCCAGAGGUUUGGGCGGAAGGACCAUUUGACUCGCCAUACUAGGAAGACUCAUCCCCAAGAACUGUUGAAAAGCAGGUUGCAGAACGGUGACUCAGUGGGUCUCCUUGACCAGCUUUUUCCAUUCAGACUGAAGGAAGAUGCCAGCAUAAUGUCCCCUUUUCCUGAAAGGGUCUCUGUGCAGAAUGGGAUUUUGAAUAGUUCAGAAUCAGAGGAAUACAACUGUCCACAUCUUCAUUCCCAGACAAGCUUACAAACUGCUCUUCCUCUUGAACCUUCUCCUCAUUUGCAAAGAAUGGGCUCUGCAGACAGCCUUCCAGGUGUCCAUCCCACAUCAUGCUCAACAGCUGUUCCUGCCAACCUGAACCUUCAUCAGCCUAAUAAAUAUGACCUUAGUUCUACCUCAUUUGCAGCAGGAUCCCUCAAGAACCUACCGAUAAAAGUGGAUGUUAAAGGUUACAAUGUGCAUCUUCUUGAGGACCUGCUGUUACCAGAACCUCAGUCUCUCCACAAAAUCAGUCUGGAAGAAGCUUCCUCAGGGCCUGUAGGGGAUACUAACAAGUACCCAGUGCACAAGGAGACCGAGGCAGUAGCUGAAACUACAAGCCUGCCUUUCAUGGAUCUCACUCAUGUGAUGAGUUUCUGGCAGCUCCCCCUAGGUGACAACCAGAACGCUACUGGGGACAUCACAAUGGCAUUUGGUCCAGAGGAACCAUCACACAGGCUGAAUGGCCUUGGCCAACAGCAAGGUCUUCAGCUAGCAAGUGGUGGCAUGGCCAUAAACCAGCUGCACCAUCUUCCUCGCUCCUUUCCAUCCACUACAAAUUCUGUAACGUUGCCUCAUUUUCACCAUGCCUUCAAAUAACUUCACUGUGGGUUUGGGUUUUUUUUUCUUUCUUUUUUUAAGACUGUGCUUCUUACUUAAAUCUGUUAGGAUUAGGUGGUUUUGGUUUUGUUUU
Pterocles gutturalis (yellow-throated sandgrouse) is the source of this 1942-nucleotide messenger RNA. RefSeq names its product pleiomorphic adenoma gene-like 1 (gene PLAGL1). The coding region runs from base 1 to 1848 and encodes 615 amino acids. Gene Ontology annotation, biological process: regulation of DNA-templated transcription. NCBI's taxonomy places the organism in Eukaryota, Metazoa, Chordata, Aves, Pterocliformes, Pteroclidae. The transcript is spliced from 3 exons. Gene Ontology annotation, molecular function: RNA polymerase II cis-regulatory region sequence-specific DNA binding; DNA-binding transcription factor activity, RNA polymerase II-specific. The record is from RefSeq and is a predicted model, not a curated record.